CUCGUCGUCAGUAUCGUAUCGUCGGCCGUACCGUUUGUGUGUCUGUGCCUGUGCUUUACAUUCGCGCGUCCGUCCGCCGUCGUCGGUUUUAAGUCGAUUUUUGUUUUGUUUUCGUUGAAUUUUGUCGCUCUCAAAGAGUUAAAAAAAAAAAUACGUUCGUUUUUUUUUAACGUAACAUUUUAAUAUCAGCUGUCCGCGGGUUCCGUUCGAUAGUUUUUUUCGCGCGCCCCGCAGAACCACCGUCGCUGGGACGAGAAACGCGCCCGCACGACAUCGUCUUUUCCACAUUUCGGGAAACACUAUGCUCCGGCCGUGGGCCAACGCCGCAGCCGCGCACGACCGACGUGCCCACUUCGCGGCCGCCGCCGUGCCAACGCGCUGUUAACGACACUCGCGUGGCGUAACGCGUGCAGUAAUUCCGUCCGCGGCGGACACGCUCAGGGGAUAAUCGGCCGAGGAGUACACCUCUCGGGCCCGGCGUGUCUAGUCGUCCCUAGUCGUCGUCUUAACGAGAGCACUUUUUUUUUUGCGCCGACCGCGAUUUAAUAUCGGCCGACCCGACCGACCGAUCGACCACCGCCGUCGCAUCACCGCCACCGCCUAACCUAACCAUGGUUCUGUUCGACAACCUGUUCGGGUUCCCGGGGCUACCGGGCUGCCUGCGAUUCUUCUCGCCACCGUCCGCGGCCGCCGGGCGACGGCCCACGUCAGCGACUAUGCGCGGCGUGUCGUGCACCAAGAUCACGUCGUGCCUCACGCUGGUCCUGCUCAUAUGCUUCGAGACGGUCCUGCUGUCCACCGUCAGCGAUUGCACCAAGUCAUUCACCGUGCACUGGAACACGUCGAAUUCAAUAUUCCGGAUAGACAACACGGACCACAUAAUCGACGUGAACAAAGGAAACCAGCCUUUCGAAUACGACCAAGUGAACAUCGUGUGUCCCGUGUACGCACCGGGCACGCACGAGUCGGAUGCCGAAAAGUAUAUCAUUUACAACGUGUCCAAGGAGGAAUACGAUAUGUGCCGAAUCACUAAUCCCAAUCCGAGGAUCAUAGCGUACUGUGACAAGCCGUACAAACUUAUGUACGUCACCAUAACGUUCCGGUCGUUCACGCCUCAGCCCGGUGGACUCGAAUUUCAGCCGGGACAAGACUACUAUUUCAUUUCCACUUCGUCCAAGGACGACAUCCACCGCAGAAUUGGCGGCCGCUGCUCCACAAACAACAUGAAAGUCGUGUUCAAGGUGUGCUGCAGACCAGAAGACCAACAGAACAACCAGAACUUAGCUCCUCGACCAACGCAGAACGCCGGAAACCCUCAGCGGCUACCAUUCCCGGGCAGCACGCACGGAUAUCCGGCCCGACCGCCGUCAGUGUAUGCGUCGUCCACACAACAGCCAUCGUUGGCCGGCAAGCAACCUCCGUUCGGCGCCACCGGACCGUCCGUGAACAACAACAAGCCGUCACACAAAAAAUCAUCCGAAUACGACAAGCAUCCCAACGAAGUGGUCAAGAACGAAGAGCUCACGUACAACGGUGCCGGUGCGAUUGCCGCCAGCAUGUCUGCGAAGGCGUUGGCGAUUCUAGUCCUCGUGGCCAUCGCCGCAGUCGAUCGGUUGAUUUUAUAUCGAUAGGCUGUCACCAGAGUAUAGCCGGAGUUUCGCCGGAUCCCCUACCCCCCUCAUCAACCCUCCCCGGCAAACGUAUAUAAUAAUAUUAUGCGACAUAUUAUUACAUUAUUGACGACACACUGUGUAUAUACCUACCUAAAUGGUGUUUUUAUUUUACUAUAUAUAUAAUAAUAUAAUUAUUAUUAUUAUUAAACUCUUGUAAAUAUAUAUAAAAUAUACAUGUAUAUGUAUAUAUAUACAUAUAUAUAUAUAUAAUAUUAUAAACAAACACCUCCGAUAAUAACGAUAAUGAUAAUCCUCCCCUCCCCUGAGUAAUUAUUAUUAUUAUAAUUAUUAUCAAUAUUAUUAUUAUCUAUUAUUAUUAUUAUUAUUAUUAUAUUAUUAUUAUUAUUAUUAUAUAUUAUUAUUAUUAUUAUUAUUAUGAUCAUUAUUACUAUUAUUAUUUGUACAUAACAAUUAUAUACGCAUGUAUAACGUAGGAAAACGAGUAUAUAUAUAUAUAUAUAUAUACACGAUAAUUUUAUUCAGACGAAUAAUCGAGAACAAUGUUUAAUUUUUUUUAUUUUUACCGUAUCGUAUCACUUUAGACAGUUCGAAAAAUCUCCGGACCUCGAGAUUUUUUUUCGAAAACCCUCUUAACGUAUUAUUAGUAUUAUUAUUAUUAUUAAUUGUAUAGUUUGCCAUAAUAACAUAAUAACAUAACAAAACGUAUGUAUAUGGUGGCAGCGGCGGUAUUGCUAUAUAUUGUGCGCAGUGAAUUUUGAAAAAUUGUAUCAUAUGACGCGGUCUUCUCUCGCCAUCUCGAAUACGGCCAAGUGCCAUUUUACCGGUUCCACAAUAUUGUUUGCGAUACUUUAAACGACCAUCGUGUUAGGUAUCGCCGCCGUCGCCAUUCCAUAUAAUUUAUUUAAUAUUAUUAUAUCGUAUACCUACGAUCGAUAUAAUAAUCAAUUAAUACACUCUCUUCAUUAUGUAAUAUAAUUAUUAUAAUAUGUCUAUAAUAUGUUUUAUAGAAAACUAAAAAUGUGAAAUUAUUAGGGUACCUAUAAAUAUAUAUGUGUGUGUGUGUGAGUGCGCGCGCGUGCGCAUGCCUGCGCGUGUGUUUAAUAUUAUAUAUUCUCGUUCUAAUCGGCUAUAUAUUUGUAAUUUAAUUUCUGUGAUCGUUAAUUUUUAAAACAUUAUAAUAUUACUAUUAUAGACACUUUGACCAUAAUCUAUAUAAAUUUAGUUUCUUUUAUAAUAUUAUAUUAUAUAGUAUAUACGACGAGAAACAGUAUAUAUAUACGUAUACAUACCUAUUUAUCUUUGGUUGCGUACGAGUGCGAGAAAUAUCAUGCACACACGAUAUACUUAUAUUAUAACAUUUUUUUAUUCUUUCCAUCCGUUAUCUAAUUUAUUUUUAUUUUUUGUCAUCACUUCAUAGUAUUAUAAUAAUGUAUAUGUAUUUUUUUUUUUUAACGUUUCUAUUACGUUUGUGUGAAAAUAGUUUUAUAUAUAAAUAUAAAUAAAUAUAUAAUAAUAUAAUGGAAAAAUAUUAUUUUGUAAAAUCGUAUAUUGUGUACAUAUAUAUUAUAAUAAUGAUAUUAACUAUACAUAAUAAUAUAUUAUAUAACGUGUAUUUCAUGUCACUGUAUUAGGUACACGCGCAUUCAAUAAAAUAGUUUGUAUUAUAUUAUUAUCAUAAUAUUACCUAUGUAACACGUAUUAAUAUGUUAUUACGAUUUAAGGACAAUAUUGUACUCGAACGAAAUUCGUAAUAUAUAUAUGUAUAAAACUGUACUUAGCUGCCCCUCUCACUCCCGUAAUAAUAAUAGUAAAUAAUAUUAUUGUAAUAGCCGGUAUAUCCGCGACUACGGCCCCGCCGCCGCCGCCGCCACUGAUUUAUUUUUUUCCAAAACUCGGCGCACCACCACACCUUGCGCAUUUCGAUUCCCGAACAUCGGUCAUUAAUAAUCUAUUAUUGAUAGAAAAUAAUAUAUUACUGUACUUUCGGCAGCCGUCCGGUGUGCGCCCGAAGCGAAUAUUUCGCAAACGCUCCGAAGGAAUGUGUCUCCACAACGAACGGUGUUCGUAUUAUAUUUUUGCCGUAUUGAAUUCAUCCGCGCGGACUGCCAUGAAUUGCUAUAACAUUACAAUAAUAAUAUAUUAUAAUAAUAUUAUGCCGAGCGACGUGAGCUGCGCAGCGUUAGACGUAUAGGCACCCAAAACAUUUGCCGUGGCGGCGUUGUAAAAACGAUAUUGAAAAAAAAAAAUUCUAUUUAGUUCUAAUGAAAUGCUUUAAUAAUUAUAUUAACGAUAUGGUAUAUCUCUUUUAUACAUAUAUAUAUAUAUAUAUAUAUAUAUUUCAAAAACAAAAAAAAAAAAAUAAUAAAAAAAAUAUGAUAAUCGUUUAAUAUUCAAUUUGUAUAGUGUGUAAUGUUAGGUGUUUUCUUUUGUACUGUUUCUUUUCCGUCGAACGGACGGACGAAUAAUAAGCUGUAUUAUUAUUAUUAUUAGGUACCGUGUACGUCGACAACUCAGUAUAUAUAUAUAUAUAUAUACACUGUACAAUACAUUAUAAUAUUUUGGUGUCGUCGGUGAAACAUGUUUGUACUCGUAUUACCCGUCGGACCAUCGAUUUAUUAUUAUAAUAAUAUCAUUAUUUAUUAUAUAUUACGAUUAUUAUAUUUUGUACAUUUUCGAUUUACUCGAACGUCGUGUUCUAAGCUCUGUACACCGCUGACGAACGAAAACCAUAACAUAACACUCGUCUUCUCCACACAUCGCCGAACCCCCCCGACCCCCACGCUCCCAUAUGUUCAGCCAGUAAUAUUGUUCCAUUAAUUUUAUUUUCCGUCUUAAAUUUGUCUCUUUUUUUGUUUUUUUUUAUAUACACAUCUACUACCCGUGUAUAAUAAUAAUUUUUGUUAUUAUUAUAUUAACGUAGUACGCUCGACACACGACGACAUAAUAUUCGUGUAUUUAACUAAUAUCUCGUAUUAUAUAGUCGGUGUGAAAAUUUUUUUAUUAUUUAGGCGUAUUUUUUAUGUGUUCAAGUUCCUAUGUUUCAAUGCAACUUAAAUUAAAAGAAAAAAGUACAAACGAGAGAAAAAAACGUUUUUAAAUUUCUAAAAAUAAACUAUUAACUAAAAUUUACAAACAACUAUAAUAUUAUCAUUAUUAUAUCGCCGCGUAAUCACCUGUUGUGUUUUAAAAUGAAAAAACUGGCUGAAUGUUCGAACAAUUACGAUUUAAGUAUAACUUCAAACCUGUAUGUUUAAUAAAAUAUUUACAGGAUAAUAUUAUAAUAAUAGUAAGACGCCGUGUGUUUAUUUAAUUUUUUUUUUUAUUUAUUGUAUUCUUUUUAAAAUUAUUUUUAUUUUAUUUUUUUUUUUUUUUUUGUGUGUAGUUUGUUAGGAUUGAAAUACGUUAAUAUUAGUUGGUAUUUAUAUAUAUAUAUAUGCAUUAUGUAUGUAUGUAUGUGUAUAUAUAUAUAUAUAUAAAAUACACAACAAUAUAAAAUGUAUAUACGUCCUUCAAUUUAUUGCCAUAUACCCGCUGUAUAAAUGAAUAAAUGUCAAAAAAAAAUAAUAAUAAUAAACGUGUAUUAGCUUAGAAUUACCUAUGUAUGAAUUUAGAACAGGGCACUUAAUACUUAGAACUGAUGUGUACUCCUAUUUGUGCUGUAUGUACCAGUUAAAUAUAAGGUUUAUGAUAAUAAU
Metopolophium dirhodum (rose-grain aphid) is the source of this 5329-nucleotide messenger RNA. RefSeq names its product ephrin-B1 (gene Ephrin). Gene Ontology annotation, molecular function: ephrin receptor binding. Gene Ontology annotation, biological process: axon guidance; ephrin receptor signaling pathway. Gene Ontology annotation, cellular component: plasma membrane. Lineage: Eukaryota; Metazoa; Arthropoda; Insecta; Hemiptera; Aphididae. The transcript is spliced from 6 exons. Bases 612 to 1631 code for a protein of 339 amino acids. The record is from RefSeq and is a predicted model, not a curated record.